AUGUGUAAUUAUAAUUUUGUUGGAGUCGGAAGAAUAGAUGGUUAUGGAGGUGCUGGUAUCUUCAUUAGAAGAUCGAUACGCUUCUCCAUUUUUAAUAUCAACUGUGCAGGUGAGGCGAUUGGUAUUACUACCCUUAAUUUACGGAAUAAUAUUAAUGCAGUGGUUGCAUAUAUGCCUCCCAGUGUCGCUUUGGCGGAAUUUCAGUCAUCUAUCAUCAAUAUUUUCGGAACCCUGGGCACACCUGGGCUUCCUACUGUCAUCGCUGGGGAUUUCAAUGCCAAGGCAUAUCUCUGGGGUAACUCAGUGGAGGACAGGAGAGGCGAAUAUCUUGCUGAGAAGAUAGAGGAAGCCGAUAGGGCUUUUGCCAUUUAUGUGAGGGGAUUGAAGAGGAAGAAUUUCCAGUUGCUACUUGACGAUUUAUCGUCGGCUAGGCCGGCGGAUAUGUGGAGAUCGCUUAAGAACGUCCGCAAGUACAGGAUGCCUAAGGACUAUCGCAAUUCAUGGCAGGAAUCCCAGAACGCCGAAUUUCUGCAGCGCAUGGUGGCCCUCGCUGGACGGUGUCCUUCUCCAUCUGCGCCCGUGAUCCCGGGAUGUUCACCACCGAUGACGACGCAUUCAUCAGGAUUACAUUCGCCAGCAUCGCGUCCAUCACAACUGCCUUCAUCACCACCACUGCCUGCGCCGUCACCACUACGGCCGUCGCCACCUCCGAUAACGAGAUUAUCUUCCUUACCAUCCUUAUCGUCACCCGUAUCACCACUUCGUACAGCUAGAACACCAGCAUCGACGUCAUCAUCCACCACGUCUGCCUCCACAAGUCCACCACAGUUGCCACCACGGACAACACCACAGAUGCCACCACGAACACAAUCACCGUCUCAGACGUCUCCAUCGGGGCUAUCUUCGCUAUCGCGACCAUUUCAACCUAAGCUUAUGCAAUCGACGACAGUGCCUCUUACACCUCCUUUGAUGCCACCGCCAUCUUCUGCACUGGUCCCACUGCCGCACACAGUCGUCACAUCGACAACACCUCCGUUGGGGGAACGUCCGACGGCUGGCGUAUCGACCUGCUUGCAUUUCGAUGACUUUCUGAGAUUUCUUGAUAGCAGAAAUGCCAAGUCUGCUGCUGGACCCUAUGGCAUAUCAUAUGCCAUGCUGCGUAAAUUGACACCGGAAUCGAAAUACUCCUUGUUCACUAUACUCGACAACAUAUGGAAGAGCGGCGUUUUUCCGGAGAGCUGGAGGGAGGUCAGGGUGAAGCCCAUCCCCAAGAGGGGAAAGGACCCCACGGACAUAGGAAAUUUCCGCCCUGUCUCUUUGCUAAGCGUUUUGCUGAAAUGUGUGGAGGGUCUCCUCAAGGUCGCGAUACAGGAGAAGACAGAGAAACUUGGUGCUUUGCCGGAGAGGUCUUACGCCUUUAGACCGGGUAGAUCCACUUCGACUUGCAUAAAUGAUCUUAUCAACAAUAUUUAUUUGCUCAAGGCCAAGGGCCAUCACGUUCUUGGAUUUUGUGCCGAUAUAGAAAAGGCUUACGAUACGACCAGGGGUGACAAACUGGCAGAGGCGAUGAGAGAUUUUGAUAUAGCUGAGGACAUUAUAAGCUGGAUUACUGAUUUUAUUGGGCAUAGACGUAUUACUCUCGGCAACCAGUCAGUCAUGGUUUCGGAUGGUUUACCACAGGGCAGUGGCCUUAGCCCACUCCUAUUCAAUAUAUACACUGCCACACUCCAUGAACUCAGCUCAGACGCGUGCUCUGUCUAUCAGUUUGCGGACGAUUUCUUCCUAGUUGUUCAUGACCGCGACUUUGGCACGGCGAGACAGUUACUGGAGUCUAAGGUUUUAGAAUUCAGAAGGCGAUGCCAGGAUUUGGAUUUACAAUUCAACCUCGAUAAAAUCAACAGCAUACACUUCAAUCGAAGAAAACGUCCUAUAUCCAUUGCUCUGAACGGAAUUGACAUCAAGGAGGUUGCCAAGAUCAAGUACCUUGGCUUUAUAAUUUCCGCCAAUGGGUCCGCUAGAGACCAUGUGGAGGGCACAGUUGCGGAUCUGUCACGAAGGGUGAAUUUUAUGAAGAUUCUGAGUGGGUGUAGAUUUGGGAUUGACCCUCGGAGGGCCUUGAUAAUCUAUAAAGCGGUGGUUAGAUCCAAGAUCGAGUAUGCGGGUGCCGCCUUUUCGCAUGCGGGUAUAACCCACCUAAGGAAAUUAAGGACAUGCGCCAACGAAUUUCUCAGAAGGGCUCUCGGGCUUCUGAGAUCAACACCACUUUUGGUUCUAUAUCACAUGGCGGAUGAGAUGCCCAUACGAUACCGCUUAGAGUUAUCGACGGCUAAAGAGAUAGCCAAGUCCAUGGCAUUGGGGCACCCGGUCGUAUCGGUGCUCCAAGAGUGCAAUGACAGAGUUAACACUAGCUACAUGGCGGUCUACAGGGAAUAUAGAGGCAUAUUCGAGGGCAUGGGCCCAAUGGUUGGACCCUUCCGACCUGCCGGCAACGUGAGGUUUUUCAAGGACUUUUUCCAGAACGCAGCGGGUCGAAAGAAGGAGGCGAGCACCGCUCUUGUCGGACGACUUUUUGCCGAGAAAAUGGGGAGAUUGUCGUAG
This is a messenger RNA of Stomoxys calcitrans (stable fly), 2598 nucleotides long. RefSeq lists its product as uncharacterized. The transcript has 2 exons. Bases 1 to 2598 code for a protein of 865 amino acids. Gene Ontology annotation, molecular function: catalytic activity. NCBI's taxonomy places the organism in Eukaryota, Metazoa, Arthropoda, Insecta, Diptera, Muscidae. The record is from RefSeq and is a predicted model, not a curated record.